Molecule: messenger RNA, 3393 nt
Organism: Plasmodium vinckei vinckei
Lineage: Eukaryota; Apicomplexa; Aconoidasida; Haemosporida; Plasmodiidae
Product: DEAD/DEAH box helicase, putative
Exons: 1
Coding region: 1-3393 (1130 amino acids)
Biological process (GO): maturation of LSU-rRNA from tricistronic rRNA transcript (SSU-rRNA, 5.8S rRNA, LSU-rRNA)
Cellular component (GO): nucleolus
Molecular function (GO): ATP binding; nucleic acid binding
Source: RefSeq, a predicted model, not a curated record
AUGAAAGAAAAACUAGUAGCACUAUGGAAACAAAAAAUUUUAUUGAAGCACCAAGCCAAGCUUAUUUUGUAUCCGAACCAGAGUAGAUAUCUUAGAACCCAUGGGAAAGUACACAUGGGCUUGAACAAAGACAACAAAAAUGGUGAAAACGUAAACAAUCAAAAUUCUAUGCAAAAUGGUGAAAGCAUAAACAAGGCAGGUCCUAAGCAAACUGCUCAACACGAGCCAAAUGAAGAAGAAAAAAACAUUUACAAAGAAAUGACAAAAAAGUUAUAUAAAAAAUAUAAUUAUUAUGAAAUUGGAAGUAAUCCAAAUAAUGUUUAUCAAAAUUGUAAGAAAAAUUAUGCAUAUAUAAACGAAUUAAAUAUCCAUAAAAUGUUAUUGUUAGGUUUAAAAAAAUUAAAUAUUACUGAACUUAAUAAUAUGCAAAUUAAUACAUUCCUUACUAUCCAACAAGGGAAAGAUGUUCUUUUAAAUUAUCCUGACGGGUCAGGUAAAACAUUAGCAUAUAUAUUACCAAUUAUAAACAAUAUCUAUUUUAUUCAUGAUUAUUUAGAAAAAAUAAUUUUAGACAGUUAUGAAGAUGGUGAGAAUAGUUCAAUCAGCCAAAAUUACAAAUCAAAUAAUAAAUUUAACAUAUAUAAAGAAAUGGGAAAAUAUUUACUUAAAUAUUCUUAUUAUAAAAAUAAUGCCAUCUUUGAAGAUAACACUAUUGAAGUACAUAAAAAAAUGAAUAGAAGAGAAAAUGACAAUUUUAAUUUACUUCCAACAAAAUUUGAAAAGGAUCUACAAAAUAAAAAUGACAAUACUUAUAAACAUUCUCAACUACUUGGUAGACAUUCCAAAAAAAUAAACUUAAAAAAAAAUGAAUCUACUUCAAAUCAAAUAGAUUGUCAAAAUGGAAACAUAAACAAUAUUAGCAUUAUGAAUAAACUAAUUGAAAUAAUAAAAAUUAAUAAUAUCAAUUUAAGUAAUUUGAAUAGUUCUGAACAAAAUAAUAGUGAGUUACAAAUAUUAAAUAAUAUUCUAAAAAAUGGAAAAAUCGAAAAAAAAAAAAAUAUUCCAAAUAAUUUAAAUGUGUAUGAACAAACAUAUAGAUAUUUAAUUCGAAAUCCGUUACAAAUAAAUAAAACAGUAGUCAUAAUAACAAUAAAUAAAGAUAAUAUUAGUCAAAUUAUUAAUUUUAUAAAAAAAAUUGAUAUACUAAAUAGAAUUAAUAUUCAAACAUUGAACGAUGUUCCUUUUGUAGAUAGUGAAAAAGGUAGAGAAAAUGAAAUACGAAAUGGCGACACGCCAGAAGACAAAUAUAACAGUUUUUACACCCAAUUUGAUGUUGCUAAUUUACAAGUUGAUAAAGUAAAUUAUCUUAAUAAUCCAGUUUUAUGUAAUAAAGAAAUAAUGUGGGUAGUUGCAGACAUUUUAGUAACAACACCAGAUAUAUUUCUUAAUACAUAUAAAAAUAUUGGAUUUGAAAAAAAUUCAAAUAAACCCAUAAUUCCAUCAAUCAUUAUUUUUGAUGAAGUAGAUAUGCUUUUCCAAAAUAAUGCUUAUAGAAAUACAAUGAUGAAUAUAUUUCAAAUUAUAAAAAAAAGGCCUGAAAUAUAUAACCCACAUAUAAACAUAAGCGAAAGAAAUAUUGAAAAUAUAAACAAAGAAAUAGAUAAUAUUUUAAUAAGCAAUAAUAAAGACAAAAAAAAUAAAUUAAACACACAUCCAAACAUUGAGUUAGAUCAAAAAUUUUCUUUAAAUAUUAAUGAACAAUCGGUAUUAGAAAAAGUGCCUAAAAAUAAUAAUUUAAAAAAUGACGAGAAAUCAGUUAUUCAACUAAUUUUUAUUUCUUCGACCUUACCAUCUGUUGGACAUACUACAGUGGGAAGUAUGCUCAAUGAAAGGUUUAGCAACUUAGUUGAUAUAGUAAGUAAUUUUAAUUAUAAAAUUCCUAAAAAUGUUCAAACACAAUGGAUAGAAUUAAAUAAAGAAAAAAUAAUUAAUUUAUAUUUAUUCAAUACACAAUAUAAUAAUAGUGAAAAUAAUAAAAUCGAAGAAACAUUACAAGAUUUUUCAUUAUCAAAUAAAAUAAAUCAACUAGAAAUUUCAUCAUUUGAACAUCGACUUGAUAUUUUAAUUUAUGUUUUAAAAAAGUAUCAUGAGUUCACAAUGAAAUAUGUAGAACUAUUUGAUAAUGUAAACUGUUCAGGUGAAAAUGAUGAAAAUCUUAAAAAGUUUUAUGAACAUUGGAAUAAGAAAUCAAAAACAUUAACCAACAAACUUGAAUUAAUAAAUAAAUUUCCAAUUUAUAAAACAAUUGUAUUUGUAAAUAGUGUAAAAGAAUGUUUUAAAAUUUAUAACUUUUUAAAAAAACAUAACUGGCCUGUAUAUAAUUUCCAUAAAAAUCUAUCCUUAAAUUCUAGGAUACAAAGUUUACAUAAUUUUUCAAAUGCAACCAUUGGAAUUUUAAUAACCACAGAUUUGUUAAGUAGAGGUAUUGAUACAAAAAAUGUUGAUCAUGUAAUUAAUUUUCAUUUCCCAGGUGAUGCUAUUACAUAUCUUCAUAGACUUAGCAAAAUAAAUCGGUUAAGUAGUGAUACUAAUAAUUUAGAAUCAACAAAAAUGGAUAUUACUUCAUCUAAAGAUAAACAUUUUCUUGUGACUAAUUUUAUUUCUGCUACAAAUACACAGCUAGCUAAUUCAAUCAAAAAUUUUGACAAUAAUAAUAUAAGUUUAUUAUCAUUAUUUUCUAGAAAAAAAUCAUUUAAAAUGAAAAAUAAAAGAAAAGAUCCUGAAACUAAUGUAAACAAAAAAUACAUAGAUAUAGAUUCAAUUCAAAAUAUUGAAUUAGAUAUAAAUGAUGCAAAACUUAACAAAAUGCUUCAAAUAUUUCCUAACGAAAAAUAUGAAGAAAACACAAAAUCAACUAUCCAAUCACUACAAAAUCAGCAAGAUCAUAUUUCAAAAUAUGGAAAAAAUGAUUCUUAUCACCAAAAUGAAACUUCUUUAAAUAUGCCCACUACAAAUACUGCAACAUAUGGUGAUACUUCGAAAAAUCCACAUCUUCAAGCCCCUUUCACAAUGUUUUCAUUAAAUCAAGAUGAAGACGAAAGUGAUGAUGAAGAUUUUGAACAAAAUGAAGCUAACUCAAAGUAUAAUAUUUAUCAAGACAUAUUACGUGAUGCUAAACAACCAUAUAAAGAAUCCCAUAACUUUAGUAAUAAACAGUUUGAAGGAAAAAAUAAUAAACUUCCCUCAUGGGAUAAUGUCCAAUUUGAUCAUCAAAAAUAUGUAAUUGAGAGAUUUAAAAAUAAAGAAUGCCAUUUGGUUGGACAGGUAAAACGAGGGAAACUUAUUUUAAACAACUUCGAAAGCAACAACAAUGACGAUGACUUGCUGUUUUAA